AUGUCUAUGUCUUCAGAACUCACCAGCGUUGUUCGGCAGGCGCGCGGACCCCAGCACACCGCAACCGUGUUCUUUCUUCACGGACUUGGUGACACUGGUAGUGGAUGGGCUCCAGUCGCUGACGAGAUCGGGCGGACGAUGCCGCACGUUAAAUUCAUUCUGCCGAAUGCUCCAAUUCGACCCAUUACUAUCAAUGGCGGCUUUCACAUGCCCGCCUGGUUUGAUGUGACGGAAUUAGGAAAUGUCGAAAGCAUGCUCAGUUCGAUCGAAGAUGAUAAUGGAAUUUUAAGUUCAAUGACUUCUAUAAACAGGCUCAUACGUGACGAAGUUGAUUCAGGGAUGCCUGCGCGACGCAUUGUUGUUGGUGGGUUUUCACAGGGCUGUGCAAUGACGUUGGCCACUGCCUUGACUUCAGAAUAUAAAUUUGCUGGCAUAAUAGGACUGAGCGGGUUUAUCCCUUUGCGAGACAAGAUUCUAUCGAUGGCAGCGGAUGCAAAUAAGACCACUCCUAUAUUCCUUGCUCACGGAGACUCCGACUCGGUCAUUCCAUUCCAAUUCGGAAAAAUGACAAGCGAGCUGCUCAUAAGUAGAGGAUACGACGUAACAUUCAAAAGUUACGCCCGCUUGGGUCACUCACUCGGAACAGCUGAAAGUCGAGAUAUGACAGCAUUUUUGCAGCGUGUAAUACCAUAG
Molecule: messenger RNA, 693 nt
Organism: Paraglomus occultum
Lineage: Eukaryota; Fungi; Glomeromycota; Glomeromycetes; Paraglomerales; Paraglomeraceae
Source: the annotation of a GenBank genome assembly